Molecule: messenger RNA, 479 nt
Organism: Moneuplotes crassus
Lineage: Eukaryota; Ciliophora; Spirotrichea; Euplotida; Euplotidae
Source: the annotation of a GenBank genome assembly
UUAUUGAGAAAUUAAUUAGAAAAGAAGCAGUUAUUCUGCUCCAUGGAUGUCCUUCAUUGUAAUAACGACUUCAUCUCAAAGAAUUUUGAUAUCACUAUCCUUGAGGGGUUCUUCUUGAGGAAGAAUCGAGUUCGAGAAGUUUCUGAUUUUUAUGGCUUUUUGUAACAAAUCUUUUAUAUCUCUCUGUAAAUUAGAAAUUGAGGAAUCUUUUCGUUCUGAAAAGGUUUUGAACUUUGAUCUUUUGGUCCUACUAUUCAUCAGACCUUUAUUUCAACAGUUCGCUUUUGUCAAAUUAUCAAAAACACAUAUACAUUCAGCAUUGGAAGAGUUAGGCCCUACAAGUUCUUCGCUCUUGCUCUUCUAAAAGGGCUGGCAUCCAUAUUAGCGCUAAGACUUUGGCAUACAUACACAUUUGAUACAGAAGUGUUUUCAUCUAAAAAUUCCUCAGGUAAAUCUUCAUCAAAAAGGGGAAUGUUGUU